Molecule: messenger RNA, 2370 nt
Organism: Nomia melanderi (Alkali bee)
Lineage: Eukaryota; Metazoa; Arthropoda; Insecta; Hymenoptera; Halictidae
Source: RefSeq, a predicted model, not a curated record
AGGACUUUUCGAAUGUAAAUGGGCCUUACAUCCUCCCAGAAUAAUUUGCGAAUUUUCGACCGGCAUUUAAGCCGCAAGUUUUUCGACUAUUUAAUCGUGACACACUGUCGCCACCUAUUAACCUUUAACGUCGAAUGUGUCAACUUCAGCGCAGACUUAGAUCAUUCACUGACACCGCUCCUACGUAAGAGAAAUCACGUCGGUUUGUUAUGUACACGUAGUAGUAGUGGCCAUUCAAAAUGUGGCAGGAGUGCGUUAAUUAAAGGGAGAUUAAUUCACGCCAUGUGUAUGUGGCAGUAAUGUAGUUUGAUAUGACAAUAAUAUAUAAUUAUUUAAAGAGUAAGUAAUAUACUUCAUCGCUUGGUAAUUCGAGUCCUUUGGCAAUGACGAACAUGGCAGCGACGGGUGAUACUAAUCUUGAUUUCAAAGUAACAAUGGAGUACGCUGACCCUCAAAAUGUGGAGGGUGAGAUGACAGUAGGGACUAAAAAAAGUUCAAACCUGGGAGAACCUGAAUUUAACACUUUAGAUGAACCAAUUAAAGAUACAAUCCUCAGAGAUGUUCGAGCUGUGGGUAAAAAGUUUUUUCAUGUUUUGUACCCCAAAGAGAAGAAAAGCUUACUGAAAGAAUGGGAUCUUUGGGGACCUUUAGUAUUAUGCACAUUUAUGGCAAUGAUAUUACAAGGUUCUUCUGACACAGCAGAUGACUCUAAUGAUGGAGGACCAGAAUUUGCUGAGGUUUUUGUAAUUGUAUGGAUCGGAUCUAUGGUUGUUACAUUAAAUUCCAAGUUAUUAGGGGGCAAUAUAUCUUUCUUCCAAAGUAUAUGUGUGUUAGGAUACUGCUUGCUGCCAACUGCUAUAGCUCUAAUUUUAUGUAGAGUUAUACUGAUGGUAGAACAAACAACUUUCCUGUUUAGUUUAAGAUUUAUUAUUUCCAUGAUUGGAUUCAUAUGGGCAACAUAUGCAUCAAUGGCAUUUCUUGGCGACAGUCAACCAGUAGGAAGAAAAGCUUUAGCUGUAUAUCCAAUAUUUUUAUUCUAUUUUGUAAUUUCAUGGUUGGUGAUAUCUCAUACUACAUAAAAUAAAAUUCGAUUCGUUUAUAAUAGUAAGACUGUACAUUAUCCAGUAUUUGUGCACAAAGAAACAAAAAGAUUGAAAAUCAACAAUAGCCUACUAUAUACUUUACUACUACAAUAUACUUUGUAAUUCAUAGAAUUUAAGAAUAUAUUACACUAAGUUCUCUGUAGAUAAAAUGGUAAUGCAUAUAUUAUUUAUUACUAUGCAUUUUAGGGAAUCAUCUGUUCCAUUAAUUUAAAUUAUCCAAACAUAAAAUUCAUGAGGAUAUAAAACAAUAAUUGAUUAAAUAUUAAUCAAUGAUAGUAAUUAAAUUAGAAAAGUUUAUUGGUUGAGUAUUACAAUUAUUCCAUUUAUAUGAUCUUUUGUGAUGGUUCUUUACAGUUUAAAAAUUGCGUUUUAGUCUUAUCAACCGAGUUUUCUACGAGUCAACAUUCCUAUUAAAAUGCUUCAUUUAUUCACUAAUUUGUGAAACAGAUACAUUUUAUAAAGACAUAAAAAAUUUGUUUACUAGAGAGAAUUCGUUUACUAAGAGAAUUGAAUAAGUCGCAAUUUCUACUUUUACAUAUAUGCAUUAUGUAAAUAACAUUAGCUGUAAAAUUUCAAUCAAACUUGAAAUAAAAUAUAUCAUUUUUGUAAUGUAGAAGAAUUACUGUUUAUUUACCUUUAAGGGACUUCACAUGUGUGAAAAAUAUCUCUCUAACUUUUUCAGAAGAAUUUUACUAUCACAGUGGCCAGGAUAUGCUUUUAAAGAUUUUUUUACUGCAGUGUAACUUGUUUGCAGAUCUCCAACCUUUGAACAAUAAUAUUUAUAUUUCAAUAUAAGAUAAGUAGAAUAUCUUAAAAUAAUAACAUGUUACCUCAUAAGCUAAGUAAGCACUAUUAAAAUGAGGUUCAUAAAUGAAAUCAGCAAUAUUUGCAGCAGCAUGAAAGUAUGUUCUGGCUGCUGUCAAAUUUCCGCUUUUUAUUUGUAUGACUCCCAAAUUGUUAUAUGCUAAGGCAUGUCUAUUAUCGCUUAUAAUAGCAAGUUUUAGGCAUUCUUCUGCCAUGGUUGUGUCUCCUACCGUCUAAAAUUAUUUUUAAAUAAAACUAUCAAUUCGUUAAAUAACAUUAAGUACCGGAAACAAAGAGUGUACAUACCAAAGCAAUGUGAGAAAUAUUAUACCACACAUCUGCUACAUUUUCGUCAGUAGAAAGAUUAAGUGCUCUUUCAAAGCAUGAAAUAACGUGGUCAUAUUGCUGAGAAUAAAAGCAACAUAAUCCAAGAUUAUUGAACAAUUCAACAUUGUAUACACCC